Messenger RNA from Centruroides sculpturatus (bark scorpion), 1411 nucleotides. RefSeq names its product protein-glutamate O-methyltransferase-like. Gene Ontology annotation, molecular function: phosphatase activity. The coding region runs from base 47 to 1357 and encodes 436 amino acids. The transcript has 5 exons. NCBI's taxonomy places the organism in Eukaryota, Metazoa, Arthropoda, Arachnida, Scorpiones, Buthidae. The record is from RefSeq and is a predicted model, not a curated record. Gene Ontology annotation, cellular component: cytoplasm; nucleus. Gene Ontology annotation, biological process: DNA damage response.
AAUUUUUUUCCUACAAUCUGGCAACACUAUCUUUCCAUAAACAAAAAUGGCUGAUCGUAGAGAUUUGCCGGAAAGACUUACCGCUAAAGAUCCGACAAGUUUUGCAUAUGUAACUACGAAAGAUCGUCUGCCAGUGAUUUUGACUCAGGUGGUUGAUUAUUUGUGUCAAGAAAAAAAUGAAAUUGCCAAGAAAUAUGGAGAGGAAUCAAGAGAAGAAUUAAAACAAAUAAUCGGAUAUCUGUCAAAACUUCGUUAUGAAAUACAAACAAAUAAACAGCUAAUUAUGUUACAAACAAAUGAAAAUGAUGCUCAAAUUUGGAAUGAAUAUUUAUCUAAAGAAAUGUUAAGGUUAAACAGACCACCUCAGUGGUUUGAGGAUGAAUGGCUAUAUACAGAAAAUUAUAUGUAUCGAAAGAUAAGAGAAGCAUUUGAAUUAAGUGAUCGGCUUAAUAACUUUGAUCCAUUUUGUAAAAAGAAAGAAAGAGCUUUAUGGGGUUCAAUGGAUGUUAUUGUAAUGACAAUGGAAUAUUUGCAUCAUAUUAUAAAUAAUAUUAAUAAAAAUGAAAUCAAAGCAAUCAAGGCACAUUUUGCUACAUUUUUAAAACUAUCAUUAUGGUCAAAUAGGUGUGAUUUAUCCAUUUCGGCUGGUAAAGAAAAUGUGCAGAAAGAUUGUCUCAUUAAGCAGUUGGAGGAACUUAACAAGAAUAUUUUAGUAAAUGAUAUUGACAAACUAUGGGAAUAUAUAAAUAAAACUGCUCAAAAUUCAAAUAUUUGUCUUGAUAUAAUUUUAGACAAUGUUGGCUUUGAAUUAAUUUGUGAUUUAUGUUUGUUAGAAUUCCUUACAGCUACAAAACUUAUUGACAAAGCAAGAAUAUAUGUUAAAAUGAUACCUUGGUAUGUGUCUGAUACAAUGGAAAAAGAUAUAUACUGGACAUUGAAUGAAUUGGGACAAGUACAAAAUGAGAAAGUUUGUACUCUUGUAGAUAGAUACAAUAAAAGAUUAAAGUGUGGAGAAUGGAAGAUUGAAAAAGAACAGUUCUGGACGUUACCUUAUGAUUUUAGUGAAAUGAAAAUUGUAGAUAAAGCUUUAUAUCAAAAGUUAAGUGAUGCUGAUAUUAUUUUAUUUAAAGGAGACUUAAAUUAUAGAAAAUUGGUUGGAGAUAGAAAGUGGCCUACCACCACACCCUUUCACAUUGCUUUAAAUAAUUUUUUACCAUCAACAUUAUGUGCCUUAAGAACAUUGAAAGCUGAUGUUGUAACUGGAUUGGCUUCAGGACAAGCAGAGAAACUUCAAAACUUUCAAAGUGAUUGGAUGAUUUCAGGUGAAUAUGCAGUCAUACAAUGUGUGAUAAAAUAAUGAAAUUAAGUAUUAUACAUUAUAUGAGUAAUUUGUUCAAAUAAAUUUAAUAUU